Molecule: messenger RNA, 3036 nt
Organism: Pleuronectes platessa (European plaice)
Lineage: Eukaryota; Metazoa; Chordata; Actinopteri; Pleuronectiformes; Pleuronectidae
Gene: ist1
Product: IST1 factor associated with ESCRT-III
Exons: 10
Coding region: 142-1227 (361 amino acids)
Biological process (GO): protein transport
Source: RefSeq, a predicted model, not a curated record
AUAAGAAUCCGCCCCUUACAGAAACGUCCCAUGACGUAAGUGAAGCUCAUUGCGGAAGUGACCGAGACGACAGGAGACAGACAGAAACAAACAAGUUGGUGCGGACGAUUCACGGACUCUUACCGACAGAACACCACCAUCAUGCUGGGAGGAGGAUUCAAAGCAGAGAGGCUGAGAGUGAACCUCCGGCUGGUCAUCAACCGACUCAAACUCCUUGAGAAAAAGAAGACUGAGCUCGCUCAAAAGGCAAGGAAGGAGAUCGCCGAUUACCUGUCAUCAGGAAAAGAUGAGCGGGCUCGGAUCCGCGUGGAGCACAUCAUCAGAGAGGACUACCUGGUGGAAGCCAUGGAGAUCCUGGAACUGUACUGCGACCUGCUGCUGGCUCGCUUUGGCCUCAUUCAAUCAAUGAAGGAACUGGAUCCAGGCUUGCAGGAAGCAGUGUCCACACUCAUCUGGGCAGCGCCUCGUCUUCAAGCAGAAGUGUCUGAACUAAAAAUUGUGGCUGAACAGCUAUGUGCAAAAUAUAGCAAGGAGUACGGCAAGCUGUGCAGGACAAACCAGAUUGGCACAGUCAAUGACAGGCUGAUGCACAAACUGAACGUAGAGGCCCCUCCCAAGAUCUUGGUAGAGCGCUACCUGAUUGAGAUCGCCAAGAACUAUAAUGUGCCGUACGAACCUGACGCCAUGGUCCGGCCUGAGGUGGCUCCUGGCGAGGAGGCAGACCUGAUUGACGUGGACAAUGACAAGAAGUUUGGAGGUGGAGGUGGAAGUGGAGGAGGAGGAGGAGGAGGUGGUGGAGGAGGAGGAGGAGGAGGAGGUUUCGCUAUGCCUUAUGCUGGUGCUAUGCCUAUGGGCAUGCCGAUGCCUAUGCCAAUGCCAACAGCUUUCAACUAUCCAUCUCCCAAAGGAGCCGAACCGUUUAAUGCUCCAGUUGGAACCUAUGACAACUUCCAGCACCACAUGGGAGGAGGGCAGCCCCCUCAGCUGCCCAAUUUCCCCCCCACAUACGAGUCCAUUGAUGACCUAACUGAUAAGCCUUUUGUUCCUUCCCAGGCUGUAGGUCCUGGACCGUCAUCUAACUUUUUUGACAACAACGCUCUCCCAGAACUCCCCUCUGUUCCAGACACACUCCCCUCAUCGUCCUUUGGGGGCAACGCCACCAACUCAGAUGACAUCGACUUUGAUGAUUUAACACGACGGUUUGAGGAGCUGAAGAAGAAGACUUAAUUGCUAUAUCCCUGGUCAACACAAACACACAAAAAAAACACACACACACACACACAUACACACAGACAGUUCUGUGUCUCCACCUGGAACAGGCAAUUUGAAAAAAGGCUAUGUAUUCUAUUUGCAUAGUUCUCCCCUUACAUGGCGAAUUAAUCUCAUACAGAUAUUAAACAUACAUGUAUUCUUACCUCAUUUAUAUAAAUAUGACCCGCUCCCCGAGGGUGUGGUUGCUGAUUCAACCUCGUCACUUAUCAGAAAUCUAAUUUCUGUUCACAGCUCUAACGAGGAAUAUAUGCUUUAAUAUCUUUAAACGUAUGACACAUAAUAAGAAUUCUUACCACCAUGUUGGUGUUGACCCCUUUUUUUAUUUUAAGAUCACACUAACUUUUAUAUUUUCCCCAUUUGUCUGUGUGAUUUGCUGUGUGAUCAUACCUAGAUUUUAAUCGUAACUUUUCCCAGGGUUUUGGUUCUGACUAAUAAUUUCCAGCACAGGCUUUGAUUUUACUUUGCACAUGCUGUGUCCCUGUGAUCUCUGCCACUGUGUCUCUCACUUCUGGCUCAGACUCGUCAAACAAGCCCGACUGGCCAUCCCAGUUUGGAGGGUAGCUGGCAUUCACACCCACAAAGUUUACAGAUAGGAAAUGACAUCAAGACAGAUGGAAGCCAUAUUUUCAUUGUCUUGCUCAGUCGUGCAGUUUUGUCGUGUGGGGAAAUACAUUUUUUGUUUUUUUUACACACUCCUUUCUCGCCGCACUUCUAAAACUUCAUGGCUUAUUUAUGCCAGAGAAAAAACAAGGGUGGGCCUUCCCGGAAAAACUGAUGGUGACUCAUAUCAAAGCUUUUCUGUUGAUCUGUUACAUGGGUGAUGGGGCACAGAUGUAAAGUUUUAAAACAGUGUAUGGAAAUCUGUAAUAAUAAUUCAAAAUCAUAUAGAUAGACCUAUUAACAUGGAUAAUUUAACUGUACAGCGAAAAAGUAUCUCAAUGAUGUUUAUAAGCCCUUUUGAAUGUCGCUUUCAAUAAACCUCCACCUGCACUUUCUUAAUUUGUAAGUAAUUAAUGCACAGGGGAAAUGUGCGCAGACAACAGCAGUCACACAGCAACCUGAUUGAUAAGAUGCAAAUAUUGACCCCAGACUAAUGGUCUGUGUCGUCCUCUGUGAUCGUCUGUGCAAGUCUUAUACUUUAUGUGCACCACUGCAUCUGCCUUAGUGACCACCUCUAAUCAAGAGGCCUUGUCAGUUUGUACUGAGUUUAUCCAUCAAGACUGGAUGAGGUACCUGCAUUGAGUCGCAGUCGUUAAGAUUAUACUUUACUUUACCCGUCAACAAUUCUGUAAAAUCUGUCGAGUUGAACUUUGCAUAUUGGAUGGAAAAAGAAAAAAAGACGUCUUUACUGGAAACAGAGGUUUGUGUUUCCUUCGGUGAAGCAGGACUGAGACCGUUUUUGUUUUUUGUGCAAACAUGAUUUGUUGUUGCUGCAACCUGACCACACUUAUCCCUGCUCGCAUGGAAAAUGAAUGGUGGCCUUGAAUAAAAUGAUUCACUGAUCUCUGGAAAGCGCAUUGAAGAGCGUUCCAGCCGGGUGAUAGAUAGAGGGUUGUGUAUAGAUGUUACUCUUGGUGGAGAUAGUAGAGAGAUUCAUAACACUACAGAACUGUGAUCUGCUCAUGUGUCUUUUCUACAAUGGACUGUUUUUUCAUGCUAAAAACCUUGACACACAAAUUGUGUACUGUUGCAAAAAAAAACAGACUUUUUUUUCCACUGUAUAGUAUGAUACCAAUUUAAUAAAAGAUUAUUUGGAACUGGAAA